This is a messenger RNA of Paramuricea clavata, 14806 nucleotides long. The record is from the annotation of a GenBank genome assembly. NCBI's taxonomy places the organism in Eukaryota, Metazoa, Cnidaria, Anthozoa, Malacalcyonacea, Plexauridae.
CUUUAAGAUGGCGGCCGUUUAUUUGCAAUUUAUGCGAUUGAUUUUACUCUAUCUUUUCUUGUCUAUUCUGCUGUUUUCGUUAACUUACUGCUUGUAUGAAGAUCAAAUAGGAUUGUUUGAUUGGAGGAAAAGCUUUGUAGGGAAGCUAAAUUACGUUCAUUUUGACGGAUCUGCUGCAAAUAACAAGAGAAUUAUCGUGUCAUCUGAGGAAAACGUUUUGGCUGCAAUGAACUCUAGAACCGGCAACUUGAUAUGGAGGCGUGUACUUGAACGAAGUAAUAAUACUAUUGAUAAACUGCUGCAUUUCUCAGACAACAUGAUCAGCUUAUCUGGACGUGGCAAGUUUUUACGUUGUUGGGAUCCGGCGAAUGGAAAUAUAAUUUGGGAGAACACACUUGGAAUUGAUGAUAGUUUGGAAGAGAAAGCUAGUUUAGCACGAGGUUUGAAGUCUGUUUAUGCUCUUGUUUCAGAUAAACACUCAGAAAAUAUCUUUGUCAUCGCAGGCAAUAAUAUUAGAGCUUUCUCUAUCGCCUCUGGAAAGGAAAUUUGGUCGAAAGAAGAGAAUAGAGAUUUGUUUGGUUUAAUGUUUCAUGUCGAUAAUUUGUAUACUGUUGGGAGUGAAAAUGAUAAAAUAUUCAUGCAGCAAUUGAAUAUCAAGACAGGGAAUGAAGAAAAUUCACAUGCUGUUCUUGCACCAUGGUUAUUUCAUAAAGAAACAUCGUGUGUAUUUAUUUCUAAUGUUGUCGUUUGUGCUGAUCCAGUUGAAAAGAUUGUACAUACAUUACAAUUACGAAGUGAAGGAAUUUCUCUACAAAGCACUCCAAUUUCAUCAUUAUCUUCACUGGAUGUUAGAAAUAUUGAUAAACUAACAUUAUAUCUGCCACACUCACUCUCUAUAACUCAAAGUCAGAGAGAAUUUGUCCUGAAGUUAAACGAUAAGCAUUCCAUGUUGUUGAAACUAGACAAAGAAAGUUCAAUAUUAUUACUAAAGGAGUAUAACGAAGAAAUGUUGUUUCAUACCUCAUCAAUUGGGGGUGAUGUGUUAUUGAUGACGGCAGUGUUAUCUGGCAGUAGCAUGGAGUUAAAGUGUUAUAAUAUUGACACAAUGUCAGAGGUUGAAGACAUGAGACAGACUUUAUCAUUCCAUGAACACCAUGGCAAACCCGUCAAUAUAUACACUCAUUUCUUCUUACGUAAAGAUAAUACAAUUGGUUUCAGAGUUUUGACAACAUUUGAAGAUUAUUCUGUCAUAUUGUCACAACAUACUGGCCGUGUAUUUUGGACACGGGAAGAAUCGUUAGCUGCCAUUACAGCUGUCGAGAUGGUUGAGUUGCCAGUUUCACCACAACAAGCCAAUUUUGAAGCUUUGCAGAGAGAGUUUGGUUAUCACCAUGAUGGUAAGAGAAAUAUUCUGGGUGGAAAGUUGUAGAAGUUCAACCCAUUCAGUUGCAUUGCACCCUAAUGUACCUUACUUUAGGCGUAAAAAAAAACCCCUGUGGUUCCCGACCGACCCUAUUUUUUCUGCCGACCCUAUUAUUUUUUCAACGCAAUUGACCGUGCAGGGCGCGAAAUAAUGGUCGGCGGUCAAGGUGACCGGCCAACUCAAUUUUAGCCCGGACAUACCGAAUUUCUGGCCGGUCAAAUUAUUCAGCUUAAAGCGAAGCCUAGUAAGGUAUACUCCUAAAAAUGUGAAAAUUUUCCCAGUAUAGCAGUGCAAAAAGCCUUACUGUAAUCAGUAAUUAAAAAUACCUUCACAUAAAACAGCUUGUACUGGGCUAAAAGCAUGGUCUUAGCUCUUAAGCCAAAGGCAUGCCCAUGGGCUUUGUGACGUACUGCGUACGAAAACUGGUGUACAUUGAAGUUGUUUUCCUGCAAAAUAUUCGACAACAUGCAUGUUAUGGUUCUUAAUUAUAAUACUGUAAUUGACCACUUUAUUUUGAUUGUUAUUAUAAAAUGAAGAUUAGUUUGUUCUUUUACUGAAAGUGACCGGUCAAAAUGACCGGCAAGGUAAGAAUUUGACCGGACAACUCCGCAUUCUGGCCGGACAUUGUCCGUUGACCGGCCGUUAUUUCACGCCCUGCCGUUAUUUCACGCCCUGCCGUGCCACCCUAUUUUCUCCGGGUGGUUGCGGGCUGCUGCCAAAAUGGUGUCUGUUGUCACACUAAUGCAUGAGUCAAUUCCUGGAGUAACCAUCCCCCCCCCCCCAUGGGACACCCCCGGGAAUUUGUCCGAUAGACAGUUCACAGGGGUCGGGAAUUUGCCUUUCAUAUAUGUGCACGGGGGCCGGGUAUUGGAGGACCCCGGGGAUUUGACAAAUGGUUGCCCAUAAUCCCACCCACAAAUUUUAAGGCAGCAAAAUCUAGUUUCAGGCACGUGUGUGGGCGCACUGAUCGUAUUUUGCGCCCUUGUGGUCAAGGUGGCGUGAAAUUUAUUGUAAGAAUAAGCGAAAAUUAUACCCUAUGCCAUGCAAAUUUAAAUACAACUAUUAAAGGUUUAUGUUUUAUAAUAUUCCAUAGCAGUUUAAUACUAUAAUGUUAUUAAAUGACUAUGAUUAUAUGCCAUUAAAAGUUUAAUUAACGUUUACAGUCGAUUUCACGAAACUUUGACCACAAAUUUUCCGAACUUCGUUGCGAAGUUCACAAGAUUGUUGCGAAGUUCAUGAUGAGAUUCACAAACCAGUUUGUAAGCUACGCAUUUGAUUGGCUUCUUUUACUUCACGGACCAAUCAGGGACUUUGUUUACAAAUUGGCUUGUGAAUUCCAAUAUGAGCUUGCGAAUUCCUUAUAUUCGUUGCGAAGUUCGGAACAUUUGUGGUCAAAGUUUCGGGAAAUCGACUGUCAAAUCGUCCCCGGGGUGGGGCAUUUUCCACUCUCGGCUUGCCCAAGGGCCGUGCAUUAGUCUUCAAGUUGUGUCCUGGCACUCGGGCAUUUACACUAUCAUAACCAAUCAAAUCAAAUGCCCGGGUGUGUUCCCGGGGAGGGGGGGGGGUGGUUACUCCUGGAAUUGACUUGUGCAUAAUUAUUGAAAAAAAACAUGAAAAAAAUAUUUAAAAAAAAAUUAUCUCCGACCUACCGAUCCUAAUUUUUUCGCGAUAUGAAACCGGAACCACGGGUAUUUUUUUACGGCUUAUUAUUUUACUCUGUCUAUUUUACUCAUUGUCUAUUUUACAAUUUAACUUGUCAAGGCAUGAGACAAUGUCUUGAUAUUAUAUGUUUUUGAUGGUUUUUUUUUUACUCUUCAGUCACAAUCUCCCAAGAUCGAUCCUUUUCUGAAGUCAAUAUCCUCACUUCAGUGCAUGCUACCAAGACAAAAAUACCACUGUCCGAUUCAGUAAAACAAUAUCUCCUAAUUCCUAAUGUGUGUUUUAUUAAAAUUUAAAAUAAUAGCGAUUUAUGACCUUUGAGACAUCAUGAAGUAAAUGUCAUAGUUCAAUAAGUAUUUUUUCAAACAGUGUAUUAAUUAGUAAGACAUACAUGUCGCCGAAUAUAAUUUCGGCCUCUUUUGACAUAUCUUUUUCAAUGUUAUUUUCAAGCUUGUAUCUUCAAUUUUUCAUGAAUUUUCAACAAAAAGUAGCAUGUUUGCAUUCUAGCUAGGAGCCUGGAAACACUGGAAAUCGGUUCUACAGGUCAAAGUACUUCCUGGAUAUCGAGGCCGGCGAGAGCCAACCACAGGCCCUGGGACAAAAUGACCUGGGACAAAAUUUGCCCCCUCUUUUCCCUCCCCCUCUCGCCGGCCUUGCUGGAUAUACUGGAUAUAACCUGAAAUUCAGGCCCUAAUUUAGAAUAGGGCCUGACACAAAACCUGUCUAGACCAUGGGAUGCCCACAUGUUAUUAUUAGACACAGCAUGCAAUAUGACUGUAGAUUGUAGAAGUGUUGUAGAUUUCAUAAUUUUCACUGCACAAAAAAAUUAUAUUCUCAUGAACUGAUGAACAUGUCCACAGAGUGUGCAUUUUGCUUUUUAAUUAAACUUGAAAAUUCAAGGUACUUUUAUAUAAUAAAAAGUUCAGUUUCUCUAUUUAACCGAACAGCAAACAAAGAUUUAUUAAUUAGUCAGUUCUAUGCACGGCUUGAAUGCCAAGCUUUGUAACGGGCUAUAAACAACAGCAACAACGAAAUUCUCAAUCGUACCACAAAGAAGGCGAUGUAGCUCAGAAAACAACGCCGGUAGAACCUGAUAAAUAAGACUUUUGCCUCGACUUUUGCCGAAGCCAGUUGGCGCAGAACAGCAAAGACAUCUUAGUUGUCAACAACAAGCUUUCGAAUACAUGACUAGUUUUGCUGUUGCUUCAGCGUCAUGUGACCAAACUUCGUCAAAAAUUUUGAUAAAGCCCUUUCAAAAUACUGUUUGUUUGAUCUAUUUUCUGCCAUAAAGCACAAAUUCGAAGAAAUUCGAUAAUGGAAUUUGAUACAAGCAUUUGACCUUAAUUGUCGCCUUGACCGAGCUAUUUUUAAAACUAUUGUUUAUGUGAACUUGCAACCAAUCAUAAUCUUUCAUGAUGCUGAUCAACCAAUCAGUUUUCCCGUCCACCAGAUGGACGGGAAUCCCACGGUUUAGAUAGGUUUUGUGUCAGGCCCUAUUCUAAAUUAGGGCCUGAAUUUCAGGUUAUCCUGGAUAGUGCUUUGCACGUGCAUCCAGCUAUUGCUUCUCUUUGUAUGGCCCAGUAUACACGUAGCGUGCAAGUAAAAACCUGAUAUUUUGAAAACAUAAAAAUAAAUAGUUCUACUCACUGUAUUCAAACAAAACUUUCUACAUAAAAGCACUUGAAUACAAGGAAUAUUUUACUCCAAUCAACUUGGGGCAAAUAACAAAAAGUUUGGAAGAUGCUUGUGUGAUGUUAGUCUGAGUGUAUAUCCACACCGGGCAGGUUUGAAAAAUAUGCUUGGCCACGGUGGGAAUCGAGCCAGCCUAGCAUUGGGCUAGUAUUCCAAAGGUUGUAGGUUCGAUUCCCACCGUGGCCAGGCAUAUUUUUCAAGCCUGCCCGGUGUGGAUAUACACUCAGAGUAACAUCACACAAGCAUCUUAUUCACCUGAGUACAUUACACCAACACAGCAAAUAUCACGAGUUUGGAAGAUAUUCAAGUUUUUCUCAAAGUAAAAUAACAGAAUGUUUGGUCAAGGUGAUUAAAUGUAGGAUUGUUUCAAUUGGUUUAUGUAAUGUUUUGAUGGCAUUCAAACCCCCCAUUGAAAACAUUAUUUUGUAAGGAUUUCAAAGGUGUUUUUCAUUUUAAAGGGGGGUAAAUACUUGCUGAGAUAUUUAUAUAUACUGUAUAAACAAUUGAAUCGUAAAAUCAAAUUUGCACUUUACUGGAGAACUGCAUUUUUGUAUACAGUAUAUAGUGUGUAUCUAGAUGGGUAAAUAAUGUACAGUAACAUUUGUUCACCAUCUGAGACCUACUGUACAAACUGAACAGUUAGAUUUAGUGUCUGUAAGGUUAUCAGAAGUUUAUGGUGAAGCUUAUACAGAUCAAUGAUACAGAAUACUGUAGUGCAAGGAUUCCCGAGCUGAGCAACCAAUCAAAAACUGCAUGAAAAAUACUAUCUGCUCCCAACUACAGUAUAUGCUAAAGAUAUUUCUAUCUACUGUAGGAAAAGUAUUUUCAAUGUUUUCCCAACGUAUCCAAGCACAGUUUCAACAGUUCCAAGCAUUUGUAGCAAGCUUGAAUAUUGAACGAGAUGAAAAUCGUGGAGACAACGAGGAUGAGAAGAAUGGAGAGGAACUAACGAGAGAUCAGUUUGAUUUGAGGAAAAUUAUUGUCGUCAUUACUGCAUCUGGAAAGCUGUUUGGCCUUGAUACAAUAGGUAAGUGUUAAGCCUGGUUCACACUGUCAAAGUUUCUGUGAUCAUAGUAGGAAUUUGGCAUACAGUACCACGCACAUCUAUCAUCUAUUUUCGUCCAAUGUUUAUCGUCUCUGCGUCUAUUGUCUCCAUGUCUAAUGCUUCUGCGUCUAACGUCUAAUAUAUUAAUUAAUGUUCUGAAUUUCUUUACUGAAAUACAUGGUAGCUUUAUCUGUUAAUCCUUGUUAAAUAAAAUAUUAUUAUUAUUAUUAUUACCUCCAACCGGAAAUUUGAAGCCAAACUUGAAGACCAGUCCCAGUCUUCUCACACGUGUAAAGAGCGCUCAAUCAGUCUAUCAUGAUAUAAACAUGCAUGUCUUGACCUCCAAGAGAGGUAGCAUUCCAGUUAUUUUCAUUUCAAUGGCUCUGAGAGACUCUGGAAUGUUGAUAGAUAAAUUUCUGUUUCAGAUGGAUCUAUUAUUUGGCAGCGGUUUAUUCCAGACAUGGCAGCAUUUGUUCCAAAUGGAAAGUCAUUGUUAUAUAUGCAGCGAAGUGUUGCACAUUUCCCUCUUGCACCUCAGUGUGUUGUUGUAGGAAGAUCACGGUCAGGUCAAGGUUCUGUCUUGUUUACAUUCAAUCCUUCCACUGGCAAGUCUAUUGAUCCAGAUACACCCCAUGGAGUGAGAUUACCAUACAAUAUUCUGCAGACGACGUUGUUACCUUAUCAUGGUAAGAUUUAAGAAGAUAUAAACUCAACAGUCUGUGCCAGCGUAGGUAGUGACAGAAAACUUCAGCUGGAUAGAGAUUCAACUACCUGAAUUUUCUUGUAUUUUUUCAUCCCUAUCCAUAUGCAGUUUUCAGAUAUAAGAAGACCAUAUUUCAAACAUGAUAGUCUCGUGUAAGUACAUGUACUACUGACUACUGUGCAAUAAGUUGUCAUGGUUUAUCUGUGAAUUACAGUAGUUAUCCAAUCUACAGUAGUUACCCAAUCUACAGUAGUUACCCAGUGACCCAAUCUCCGACGGAAAAGGACAUCUUCGAAAUCGAAGAGUCAUCCAUUAUUAUGAUGUCCCAGUAGUUACCUGAAAAAGAGAUGUCAAAUGUGGUAGUGUGCUGGUAGUACACUACUCUCUACAUUAAGCAACUGUGGUUUCUGUCUCUCCUUCUGUCGAAUGUGUGUUCAGUGUAUGUAGCAUUCUUCAAUAAUGCUAAUUGAUUUUUAUGUAAUUUUUUAGAUGAUAAGUUUUCAAAACUCCUGCUAGUGGUUGAUACAUCUCUAAAUGUUCACAUCUUUCCAAACAAUGAGAAAGCUACGUCGAUUAUUAAAGCCAGAUCAAAAUCAAUCUUCAUUCAUAUCGCUGGUAAGACUGAGCUGAAAGGUUAUGUUGUAAGUGCUGAGUCAGAGCAAUUAAGACUUGAAGAUGUUUGGAAGGUCCAGUUGUCACCUUCUGAACACAUCAUUGAUCAAACUGGUAAGCAAUUAAUGUAAUGUACUCUACUGUACUUUCAUAUUAUUAUGACACUGCAGAGGACAAUGAACUGAAUGAAGAAUUUGUUGCCUCGAGCAGUCGAGCGGGAUUCAAAUUUUGGGUUUCUAGACUCGAAUCUUAGCGAGUCUUAUCCAAUUUAUGUGCACGAUUAUGAAAUAUUUCCGCGACGACCUAACCCUUGUCGUGGAGGACGCGCGGUGUUUCAAUCCUAAUUCGGCAGAACGAUCCCCAGAGAGAUGAAAAUAUGAAAGAGAAUAAUACAGGUCUUACAAAAUAUCGGUCAGAGAACCAUCUGACAAAAUGUUCAGUGAUUUUGAGUUUGGGUCGGACAUAUACUAUGUAUUGUGAUGUCCGAUGACUUUGAGUUCACUUUGACUUGGGAAUAAGUAUGAAUGCAGACACAAAUUAAUAUCAUGCAUCACAAUUUGCGAAAGUCAUUUGAAUCUUGGCAAUGAAUUUCCGAACCCCUUCACUUGAUCACACAUUUCCGGUUCACUUUUUAAUACUCUGAAUCUCCAUUUAACAUGCGAGCCUCUAGUCCUGGACUAGGUUACAUUUGGAUUGACGUUGGACAAAAUUACAAUUACUGUACUGUAGGUCGGACACCAAUUCACUUGGGUCGGACAAACUAUAAACGUCACUUUCAUUUAAGUCAGACAGAAUGUCCAGUGUUUUCCUCUCUACGAGGUGCAUGGUUACUCACCAUUGAAAACAUUGUUCCCAAAACAUUGCCAGUUUCCCCAACCCUCGAGAAAUUGUUGCAGAAACAUUUACCAUGCAUCACAUUAUGCAGAAACAUUUGCCAACGUAAUAUGUCUCCCGAAUAAUUGUAUGUACAGUUGAGUAUUUAACAAUUGUUGACUGGAACUGAGGAAAACAGGCGAGUGUGCGCAGAACAUAUUAGGGAGCUUAAAUUAAGAUGCACCAAGUCUGCGUGUAUAUUAAAAUAGUCCAUUACUAAGAAUACAGUCUGUCUAACAUGUCUUUCUUUAAUUUAUUCGUUCAAUGAGAUGCAAGAAAAUAUUAACUUCAACACUUGGUAUAUAAUUAUUUUUAUUGAGCAAUUUAAUCUACAAGCAAAUAUUUGUAAUAAAUCUUUCCUGGUUAAUCCAUCUUGGAUUCUUGGAGUUUGAGAAACAUGGCGUAAAAUGUUUUCGCAACAAUAUUUCUUGUUUGUGGUGUGACGUACUCAGGUGAAGUAUAUUUAAGAUGCCGCUCUGUCAUUGUGUCCACACCAGGCAAGAUGAAAAUUUUACUUCAUCGCGGUGGGAAUCGAACCUGCAACCUUUGGUUUGCUAGUCCAUCUCCUAGCCCAGUUGGUAGAGCAAUGGACCAGUAAACCAAAGGUCGCGAGUUCUUGGGCCUUAUUUCAAGGAAAAAAUCGGUACGAAAUUGUUGUGAAUGGCGUGGACAACCCCAGAGUAUCAUAAUCACAACCUCUUCUGUAUUUUCACAGUUUUCAAGAGACUUGGUGAACAUGUGCAUUCUCCUGGUCGUGUUUUGGGUGAUCGACGAGUCUUGUAUAAAUAUUUAAAUCCAAAUUUGAUGGCAGUGGUAACAAGAUCUCCUUCAGACUCAAAACCCGCAGUUCAUAUUUUCCUCAUUGACUCUGUCACAGGUAUGAUGAUAAUAAUAAUUGAUUUACUUAUAGUGAGCCUGCAUGUCCGUAUCGUGGGUUUUCCUGGUGCUUCCAAAACGAAGAAACACGUCACGUUUUGGUACGAUACGUUUGGAGUGGAAAACAAGCUGCACCGUUUUAUUUUUUAUACGAAAACGUUUAAAUCCAUUUAUAUAUUAUUUCUGAAAUAUCUAAAUGUACAUAUUAAAGGACAGUAUUUACAGUACUUGCAUUAGAUUUAAAUAUUCCUGCGUUGUUUCGUUUCCAGGAAACAUUGUCCAUCAUUGCCGCCACAGGAACGCGCAGGGACCUCUACAAGUUGUUCAUUCUGAGAACUGGAUUAUUUAUAAUUAUUACAACACGAAGGCAAGACGUCAUGAGUUGGCUGUGCUUGAGUUGUAUGAGGGAUAUCAGGAGCGUAAUAGUACCGCAUUCUCCUCUCUUGAUCCCCCUAUAUCGCCUAUGAUACUACAACAAUCCUAUAUCUUCCCUUUCAAUGUUGAUUCAAUGACCACCACAAUCACAAAUGCCGGUAUUACAAAGAAAACGCUUUUGAUUGGUGUAAGUUUGGGCUAUGUUUAUUCCUUACCAAAGAUGUUUCUUGAUCCAAGAAGGAAUUUAACAGAUUCUCCCAAGUUGAGAGAAGAAGGUUUGAUGCCAUAUAUACCAGAGUUGCCUUUGAUUACAACAUCUUUCAUUAACUACAACCAAACCGGUAAGUAGAUGCAUACUCGACUAUUAUAUAGUUUUACAAAUAAUGAAUGUUUAUGAGUGCAAUGGUAAAAAUGUUUCCAUGAGAUGGAAUUUUGAGUUGCACAGCCUAUUUUUUAGCAAAUUAUAUUUAAAAUACGUGACUUACAAAGAAGAAUAAGUGAUUUUCCAAUAGGCCAUAUGUAUUAAAAAAUAUUACAAUAUAAGAAAAUUCCAGUAAUAAAUUUAUUUCACCUAUAUACCCCCGAAAGAUCCGGAGUUAUACCCUCUUCCAAGCUAAAUUACGUUUAUAAGGAUUGAAUAGUUUCCGAUCUUUGAGAUCGUAGGGUAAAUUAUUGCGAGCCACCACACCGCUGUAGCGGAGAUAGAUGAAUUGCGUUUGUCUCGUUUGGUAAAUCUGAUCAGUUCUUUGGAAUACAUUUGACAAGAGGCGCCCUUUAAUAACUCAUGAUAUACUGAAUGCAAAUCCCAGUCGAAUUGCUUCUUACUCGAGGGAUGACGUCAUUGGGUAACUAGGUGGAGAAUGGAGAUACUCGUGUGGUUGUAUAUACUGGCGAUACUCUUAUUUAAAUCCAGAUUACGCUAGUUAUUUAUCACAUGCAGGAGUAUCUUCACCUUGAUGACAGAUGAUGUCAUGGAAAAGAUAAGCAGAAUUAACGUCGACAUUUUGAGCAAAAGGGCCUUGGUCUUGAAGUGGGCGUUUACCUACACUGGCACUGGCAGUCCUCUCUCGCCACUUUGCGACAUCUGAUCAGCCAUGACGAAGACACUAGACUGGAGUGUCGAAAGGUUGUGUCGUGAGUCGUUAGUGCAAUUCCACUGGGCUUUACAUUCAUUUAUCUUCAAACCAGUGAAGCAAUUAAGCGAACACAUGACUGUUGUCAGGCUUGUUAAAAUCCAGGGUUUAAGCUGCACCAAUAGUUUUCUAAUUUACUAACAACAUUGUUAGCUAUAAUUGUUUUGUAUUCAAAUCACCAUGUAUUAAAAUCUUCCGAAUAUACAGUAUUACAGUUCAUAUAAUAACUACAGUGAAACACGCAAUUUGAUUGGUCAACAGCCGUGCAGGAUCAGACAAUCCUGCACGGGAAAUUCUGAACAGAAAUUCUUGCACAUAAUUUUACAAAUAUACUCUCAUUGUAACGUUUCAUUGUACGAUACCUUUCGACUUUGAAGUAAAUGCAAUUAUUGAGACGUUUGUUUAGUUGUAUGAAUAAAUUUCUGAUCGAUACAUUGCUGUUCACCAAGUAGCAACGCGUAGCGUUGAAAUUCAUCAGACCAUGGCAAGUACAACAUCUCUCGCUUCAAAGUUCAAAUGCUUCGCAAUCUUCAAGUAUUCAGGUCGAGAAUCUUCAAAACUACUUUGGCUCUCUGUUUAGCGGGUUUUCCAUUUCAAAUUUCGUAUAUUUUAUCGAAAAAGUCUGUAUUUUCGCCGUAUAUUUUCGCGAAUUUGCGAUCAAAUUCUGUUCACAUUUGUUGUUGUUUUCAAUAGCGUGGAGUAGCGAUUCUCCGAUUGGUUAAUUCAAGAUUGUUGUAAGAACGGCACAUUUCAUCAGUAAUUUUAAUCAAGUUAACCGUCGUUUCACUGUAGUCAUUUUAUAAAACAAUUACCAAAUAGUUUUUUCGUGCAGGAUAGCAUGAUCCAUGCACUUUGGAUGUUACUCGACUUUCGGACAGCGUAAAAAUACACUCGCCUACGGCUCGUGUAUUUUCACGCUUUUCGGAAAGUCUCGCAACAUCCCGCGUGCAUGGAUCACGCUAUCCUGCACGGAAAACCAUUCGGUAUUCCUUUAAUGUUGGAGUGUUUGGAGGCAAAUUAGGUUUUCAGGUAGAUGUAUCCAUCAAUCCGAAGCUUUCUGAAAAUAUUUCGCCAAAUGUAGUUUUUAUUCGCAUUUGGCGAACAAGAGUUUUUAAACUCUGAAAACCAUGUGUUAGUGUAUCAAGCUUUUACUAUUGUUGUUUAUUGAUUUGAAAACUAUAAUUUUGUUUAAAUUUAUUUCAGUGAGCAACAUCGAAGGCAUCUACACGUCACCCGCAGGACUGGAAUCAACAUGCCUGGUAUUUACGUAUGGUUUAGAUCUUUAUUUUACUCGGGUCACUCCUUCACGUUUAUUUGACGUGCUGAAGGAAGAUUUUGACUAUUGGUUUAUCUCAGUCACGCUGAUUAUCUUAGCCAUGGUCACUCUAGUAUCUGCUAGGUUGGCGUCAGUUAAAGUUUUGAGACAAAUCUGGCGUUAGAUGAAUAUCUUGCUAAUAUUUGUAAUAUUUUCUUCAAUUUUUUAAUCACGUUUUUCAAGAUCAUGUUUCAGGUGCCAAAUAAGCAAGACGGGCCAACUGUUCCUCGGACUCCCGCAGGUCUCCCUUUUCAAAAAAAACAAGGAAAGUAUUACAGUACAUAUUACAGUUACAGUAUACAUGUACCUACUACUAUAGCACAAUAUUACAGUUACAGUAUACAUGUACCUACUGUGAACUAAACAACAACCAUAUUUCAAAGUUUGGACUGUGUUAAAUUAGUUUGUAUAAAUAAGUUCCUUGUAUGUUUGCAUGACGUGAUAAGUACUAUUUAAAACACGAACAAGAGUGCUUUAUCAGAUAUAUAAAAUCAGAAGUCGACGGCCAACUGUAACGAUCUCGACUCAUAGAUCGAAAGCUUUGCAAAGUGUUUCCACAAAACAAGACAAAGUCAUCAUGGGAGUUUUCUAUGAUAUCUUUAUUCAGUGUUACUAUUGUUGAGUGGAUGCAAAGUCGGUUUGAUAAACAUCCACACUCCUCCCAAUGACAUUCCCUGUUUCCAAUUGGGAGGGGGGGGGGGGCUAUUUCUUGCGAUCAUAUACAAUUGUAUUAACUAAAAAUCAAGUGGCUUUACAAUAGUAAGGCAAGUAACGUUUUAAAAAAGUCAACGGAUAUGGUUUCCACGAUUGUAGUUUUAAUCCCAGCGGCCAGCUCUGAUCCCAACACUAAUCAUAACCUUCUAAUCCUAAUACCAUGAUACUAAUCCUAACCGUAAAGCUAGCUCUAAUCCUAACUCCAUAAUCCUAACUGUAAUCUUUAUUCUAACCCCAAUCAUAAUCCAAUACUUACAGUAACAAUGCACCAUGUGAUAUCGAGAUAUUUCUCUGAAAAGUCACUGAAAAUCUCUGUAUCAGUGUACAUUGCCAUCUUGUUUAUUUGGCACGAAUAAGAAUGCUUGCAUGUUCCUCGUGACAUUUAACAAAACAUUGUUUUUACAAACUUGAUAACAAGAAAUACACACUGACAUAAGUAUUUUAAUGUAGCAUAGCGAUGUUGAAAGCCCACCUUGUACAUGCGUCGUGCGUUUUGCUGUAAGUAGGGCUGGAGGGUCUAAACCUCGGGUUGCAGGUUGGUGCAGGUUAAAUUGGUUAAUGUUAAUAAUGAAGAUGGAGUUUGGCUAUUUUCAUGUUGUUUUAGACAAUAAAAUUUGAACCUCGCCCGCAUCCAAUCCUGACGUGCCUACUUGCAACCUGCAGUUUGAUUGUCCGAUGUAGGGCUCGUAAAGCCUCGUUAGGAUCUAUGUUCUUUCGUAUUAUGCGUUUAUUGUGUAUUUUGGAUAUUAUUUGAUUAAAAUCAAUAUAAUUUGCUAUCAAUGACACCUUUUAUAUUAAAUAGUUACUGAAGAACGUUAUAGUAUAAUCUUGUGAAAAAACUGCGGUUUGAUAGGGAUAUAACUACCUGAAAAAUACGUAGAAAAGGUAGUAAUUUUUUGGCUACUAAUUUGCCGACGAAGGGCUUUCGCUCGAAGUUCGGCUUGUAUUUUUCAGGUGGUCGUAUCUCCAUCAAUCUGCAGCUUUCUGAUUAUCGUCAUUCUUUACACUGGCACAGACCGUUCGAGAUAUUAGUGAGCUUAAGCAAGUGACGUUUUUGACACGGACCGGAAGUAAAGUUGACGUUUUUCACCAAUCACAGCCCUUGACCAUACAAAUAAUAGAUAUAGAAUGCCUACUCCUAUCUUUCUCAGUGAAAAAUUUGUCUCCACAAAAUGGCGGAUUUACUGUAUAAGGGCAUUUUGGUUGGUCCCAGACUCCUGAGGCAGGAAAUUUCGCGCGGUUGCAGAGAGUGCGAAUUGUAAAUUUCAACUGCAAAGUUUGCAAAAAAUUUUAUAUCGAGACUUAAAAUGAAAAAAAAGUUUUACAAAGAAGAAAAAGUGUCUAAAAACCCAUUCUAGUGGGCUUUUUUACGAAAAGCAACAGUUCUGAACAGAAUAUAUACAGAAAUCGUCGUUUAAAAAUAAAUUUUCAACACUGUUGUGCAAGCCAAAACAAAACCCGAAAGAUCAAGACAAACUCAAAUUCAAACUCAACAAAUAUUUCUACAAAUAUUUCAACUCUUUUAUAAUAUAAAUGAAGUUCAAUAAUCUUUUUAAACUUACUGUACACAAUUACUUUUCAUAUUUUUUUACGUUGCUUGAGCUCGGAGGCAACGCUUUUGAAACCAUAGUUUUCGACGAUUAUUUAAACAAUUUACAGUUUAUCGACAACUAAAUAUUUUUGUUUCAAGAACAUGUGAAAGUGAGUGAAACACUUCGUUUACAUUGAAGAAAAACGAAACCCGCCGACGAAGAAAGAACUAUUAUUUUGUAAUCUUAUAAAAUAUUAGCAAAACAGUGAAGUAGUGACGUUCAGAGAAUGCAAAAAUGGUUUAUGAGUAAAUUAUAUUUACGUGAAACUACUUUGUUUUUACAAGGCUGCACUAUUUUCACUGUUUUUGUAACUGCACAAUUGCUUUGACAGUUUGUGCCUUCAAAGAACUCAAAAUCUAUCCCCAAACUACACAUUGGACAACAAGACAAACGUUUUGACGAUGAAAACGUAGUUUUAGCUUUGUUUAUAUUUUGUAUUUGGCACUCCUAGGCAAAUUUAAAAUGGCGGAUUUAUAAGGGCACGCAUGAGAAAAAGUGGAGACAUGAUUCGUGAUCAAGUACGCAUUCUAUAUCUAUUAUUUCUAUGCCCUUGACCUAGUCUUCUGACGUUACUCAUGCCGUUCGUGUUGUCAAAAACGUCACUUGCUUAAGCUCACUAUUAUCUCCUAAAGCACUUGUUAAUCUUUUUUCUUAAAAUGCAUUGACUUGAAUAAUGUAAGUUUCAGCGCGCGAACGAAGGCGAGUUCGUUUAGUUUUGUCAUUUUUAAGGUUAAAUAAUAAUAUGUGAUAUUUUUGUUCACUUUUGUUUAGUUUUGUUUAUUCUAUUCAGUGGC